Molecule: messenger RNA, 1476 nt
Organism: Caenorhabditis briggsae
Lineage: Eukaryota; Metazoa; Nematoda; Chromadorea; Rhabditida; Rhabditidae
Gene: Cbr-unc-29
Product: Protein CBR-UNC-29
Exons: 11
Coding region: 1-1476 (491 amino acids)
Biological process (GO): monoatomic ion transmembrane transport; nervous system process; regulation of membrane potential
Cellular component (GO): synapse; neuron projection; postsynaptic membrane
Molecular function (GO): acetylcholine-gated monoatomic cation-selective channel activity; transmembrane signaling receptor activity
Source: RefSeq, a predicted model, not a curated record
AUGAGGUCCUCCAAAUGGAUAUUUGUUACUGUAGGUACUGCUAUACUUCUCAUAACCAGAUAUGGUUCGGCAUCGGAUGAUGAAGAAAGAUUGAUGGUAGACGUUUUUCGAGGUUACAAUUCACUCAUUCAGCCAGUCCGAAACUCCUCUGAACUACCGCUAAUCGUCAAAAUGGCUCUACAACUUGUACUGCUCAUCAAUGUGGACGAGAAAGAUCAAGUUAUGCACACAAACGUCUGGCUCACUUUGCAAUGGCACGAUUUUCAAAUGAAGUGGAAUCCAGUGAAUUAUGGAGAAAUCAAACAGAUUCGAGUUUCUCCCGAUAAAGUCUGGCUGCCAGAUAUUGUACUUUUCAAUAAUGCCGAUGGAAAUUACGAAGUGUCGUUUAUGUGUAAUGUGGUUAUAAAUCAUAAAGGAGACAUGCUGUGGGUACCACCAGCUAUUUACAAAAGCAGUUGCAUUAUUGAUGUGGAGUUUUUCCCAUUCGAUGAACAAGUUUGCACUCUGGUAUUCGGAAGUUGGACGUAUAACGAAAACGAAAUCAAGCUGGAAUUUGUUCAAGCAGAGUUAGUAGAUGUAUCUGAAUACUCAGCCAGUUCUAUCUGGGAUGUAAUAGACGUCCCUGCUUCGUUGGUCAAUAAGAGAUCUCGAAUUGAAUUUCAAGUCAGAAUUCGAAGAAAAACGCUUUUCUAUACAGUUGUACUUAUUAUCCCAACUGUUUUGAUGGCUUUCUUGAGUAUGGCUGUAUUCUUUUUGCCAACAGAUUCAGGAGAAAAAAUCACAUUGACCAUUUCUGUUCUUCUUUCGAUUGUGGUUUUCUUACUUUUGGUCUCGAAGAUUCUUCCUCCAACUUCUUCUACCAUCCCUUUAAUGGCUAAAUAUCUUCUUCUAACAUUUGUACUCAACGUCAUCACUAUUUUGGUUACCGUGAUUAUAAUCAACGUCUACUUCCGUGGACCUAGAACACAUAGAAUGCCUCAUUGGGUCCGGGUCGUAUUCUUACAGUACCUCCCAAAACUAGUGUGCAUGAAAAGACCAAAGUCAGCAUCGGAAAGAAGCGCAGUCCGUUCUGGAAUGGCUCAGCUGCCGGGAGUGGGUCAAUUCACUUUGAGUCCCUCCGCCCAUCAUCCUCUGUGUCCAUCAGCAGACGAUCGAACGGCGACGAUUCGGAACACUACACUCAAUGAGACAUCUGCAUAUUAUCCAUUGAGUACGGAUGCUCUAAGGGCAAUCGAUGCAAUUGAAUAUAUAACAGAACAUUUGAAAAGAGAUGAACAACAUAAAUCAUUCCGAGAUGACUGGAAAUACGUGGCAAUGAUCAUUGACCGACUUCUUCUCUAUGUCUUUUUUGGAAUCACAGUUGGUGGUACUUGUGGAAUUCUCUUCUCAGCACCACACGUUUUCCAAAGAAUCGAUCAGCAGGAAAUGUUGGAUCGACUCAAGGAAAAGUAUGAUACUGCUUCGAAUAUACCAUGA